Gilbertella persicaria is the source of this 183-nucleotide messenger RNA. RefSeq lists its product as uncharacterized. The record is from RefSeq and is a predicted model, not a curated record. Bases 1 to 183 code for a protein of 60 amino acids. Lineage: Eukaryota; Fungi; Mucoromycota; Mucoromycetes; Mucorales; Choanephoraceae. The transcript has a single exon.
AUGGAAAAAGUUUUCUUUUUUUCUGGUACUGACAAUAGAAACUACCAUCUCUCUGUAACGACGCCUUUUGAUUUGGAUUGGUCGUCAUUGCCAAAGAAGUUAAAAACUUGUUUGUUUGUUGGAGACCGAGGCUUUGGUGUUGGCUCGAGAAUAAAAGGCCAUAGAGGAUACGGAGGAGAGUAG